This is a messenger RNA of Metopolophium dirhodum (rose-grain aphid), 1062 nucleotides long. Its product is annotated as transmembrane protein 138. The record is from RefSeq and is a predicted model, not a curated record. Gene Ontology annotation, cellular component: cilium. Lineage: Eukaryota; Metazoa; Arthropoda; Insecta; Hemiptera; Aphididae. The transcript is spliced from 4 exons. Bases 448 to 954 code for a protein of 168 amino acids.
GUAUACACUAUUUCCUACCUGAACAUCGCUGUAUAUACCACUCGCCGUUCGCUCACGUCGUAAUAUAGCGCGUUACACGGUCGUCUGGCUUUGGAUUUUAAUUAAACACACGACGUGCUCUCUCAUGCGUGUGCAUGUGUAAAACGUCGGGCAAUUAUGUUAUUGGUAUUCAUUACCUACCGCGGCCGUGCGUUGUUUGAUGUUCACUGGACGAAAACGCGAAUGGCAGAGGCGAACAGACGUUGCCAUAGGGACCGCCGCGAGUUUUCCGGAUAAACAAUAAAAAAAUUAAAAAAAAAAAAAACAGUCGCCGACGGCGGUCGAGGAGGGGGCCCCCGGGCUCGAUCGAGUUCAGCAGCAGCAGCAGCAGCAGCAGCAGCAGCAGCAGCAGCAGCAGCUCUUGUACACGUCCUCGGCUGCACCACUCGAGGGAGGCCUGUCGGAGGAAUGCGACUGUCCGGGUUCAGGUACACCCUGGUGCUGGUCGUCCAGCUGGCGCUGCUCGCCGUCGACCUGUUGUUCAACACGUUCAUCCACCGGUACCUGGCCAACACGGGCAUUUCCAUUUUGCUCUUCGUGCUCCAGGACAUCGGUCAGCUGGUCGCCAUCGCCGUGUUGCUCAUCACGUUCUUCCAGACCAACAUAUUUCAGGCCGGUUUCAUUGUGCUGCUGUUCAACGAGUUCCGGUCGACCAUCAUCACCGGCGUCGGUUAUUUCAUACUAACCCUAUUCGUGCAGGUGUGGACUCUUACGAACCGUUUCAAGGGCCAGGUGUAUUUCUACUGGCCGGACGGGCUUUACGUGUUUUUUGUCCUGCACAAGUUCACUUCAUGUUUGCAUUACUACUUGUACAAAAGAACAGCCCUAUGUAUAUCAGAUCCCAAAUUUUACACCGAUGAAUGGAUAAACCAUCGUAUAAAUCAAGAAUCAGAUCAGAGAAGUCCGAAGUAUUGAUGAAUGAUGAAAUUUUAUGAGUGUAGUAUAUUGUUAAGAUAGGAAAUCAACAAUAAAUUAUGAUACAAUAUUGAUCAUAAACGGUUGGCAACUAAUCAAAAUCACAUC